AUGGAGAAUGUGCUGAAUUAUAUUGGUCUACUGACUUCUGGUUUAUCACUGUCAUUCAUUCUCCUGCUAUGCUUUUGUUGGAAUAAAAAGCAUAGUUUAUUACCAAAACGUAGCAAUUCAAACAGUAAUGUUAGCAUCAAAUCAUUUAAUCAGAAAAACACUCAAGGGGAUCAAAAACGUCAUAUCACUUGUCGACUGAAAUGUCCCUUUCGAAGUGGUCGUAACCCGAAUGUAGCUGAUUUAACAUCUGCUGCUGCUCGUACUCCUGGUGACGUCACAUCCCCCAAUCAUGUUAUAAUUAAGAAUUCAAGUCUAUUCGACAAUGAAGGCGAUUUGGCGUAUGCGACUACAAUCGGAUUAAGAGGUGGUCUGAAUGAUACAGAUAUUAUAUCACCUGGUUACACUCUACUACGGUAAGUGGUUUAUUCUUUUGCGUAUGUAUGAUUUAAUCUAUGCCAAUAAUUUGCUAUUUAGUCGUUAAUAAUGACUGAUUCCAGAAGGAAGUUGGCUGUAAAGUGAGAUACUCGUCGGUGACAUUCGCAAGCCGUGGCGUCAUACGUAUGUGGCGUGUGCGGUAAAUGGAUGCAGAUUGAUAGGAAGCUGCCAGAAAUUGAAAUCAACAUUCUAAGUCAAUGACUGCAGAGGUAGAAGUGUUUAUUCUUCAAAUCUGAAUUUAGUUCACGUCGUGGAUAUAUGAAAUGAUCUCAUUGGACAACUUAUUUGACCUUGGACCAAUUGCCGACCAAUCAAAACAGUUUGUCCCUCC
Trichobilharzia regenti is the source of this 766-nucleotide messenger RNA. The record is from the annotation of a GenBank genome assembly. Lineage: Eukaryota; Metazoa; Platyhelminthes; Trematoda; Strigeidida; Schistosomatidae.